GCUGGGUACACAAUCUCGUUGCCUUUAGGGGUGCCAUCCUCGGAAGUCGGCUCAGCAAUGAUAUAAGAAACACCACAGCCUCUCUGGUAAAGCUCGUGAUGAGCUUGUGUUCUAGGCUUGUUAGCUUUGGGUUCUGUCAACGAGCGACUUCAUCUCUCAGUAAACGACUUAGACUCGAUUGCACUGACAUGAACGACUCCUCGCAAUGAGCGUUAGCGACGACUAUUUCGGCCCGCAGGUGCGUGGCUACUUUGAUUUCACCGUCUUAUUCGAACAGAGCAUCCUCUCCAUCCUGCCAUCCGCUCUCUUUAUCCUCCUAGUCCCGAUCAGGAUCACCUCGCUCUUACGCAAUAAUAUCCGCGUUGACUCAGGAAAACUCCUGUGGCUGAAGCUGUCAGCCGUAACCACGUUUCUAUGCCUUCAAAUAGCCCUCAUUACACUAUGGUCUCUCCCAACCACCCCCAACACAAAAGCCUCGACAGCAGAAAGCGCCCUCGGCCUCAUCGAAGCCAUCGUAAUCGGCGCCCUCUCGUACACAGAACACAAGCGCUCCGUCAGGCCGUCCCUGCUCCUCGGCGGUUACCUCGUCCUGGCCAUCAUUCUCGACACCGCACAUGCCAGGACACUAUGGAUCCGAGACGGUCUUACCCCCAUCGCCGGCGUCUUCGCGGCCUCGCUCGCUAUCAAGGCCGUCAUGCUCGUGUUGGAAGAGACGCCGAAGCGCGCGUACCUGCCGGAUAGCGAGAAAUAUGUUGCGGUGGAGUGCACCACCGGCGUCGUGAGCCGAAGCCUGUUCUGGUGGUUGAAUGGUCUGUUCUUCCAGGGCUUCAGGCUGCUCAUCGGGCUGGAGGAUCUGGGGCCAAUUGAUCCCAAGUUUGACUCGGCAGUUUUGCUUGACACACUCGACCGAGUAUGGUCCAAGGCCGAGAAAAACAGUAAAUGGAGUCUCAUCAGAAGUGUGUUCUGGGCAUACAGGACCACCUUUCUUGCAGCAGUCCUCCCUCGCAUCCUCUUCGCGGGCUUCAUCUUUUCCCAGCCAUUUCUCGUCAAUCAGAUUGUAAACUUUGUUGGGAGUCCCCGAACGGAGAGUUCGAAGAACAUUGCCGGCGGUCUUGUCGGCGCAACGGCGUUGAUAAAUUGUGGAAUCGCUGUCUCAAGAUGCUGGUACCAGCACAUGACAUUCCAGCUCGUGACGCUCUUCCGCGGCGGCCUCGUCUCCCUCAUCUUUAAAAAGACGCUCAGCCUCGACGCUUCGGUGAUUAAAGACUCAGCGCCCGUGACGCUUAUGAGCGUCGACAUUGAAAAUAUUGCCGUGUCCAUGACGUUUAUCCACGACGUCUGGGCUGCGGCUGUUGAACUCCCGGUAGGGGUGUAUCUGCUGUACCGACAGGUCGGCCCUCCUUGUUUUCUCCUGCUCAUCCCAGGCCUAGUCUGUACUGCUCUUACAACAAAGCUCUCCACGCGCAUGGCACCGGCGCGCGUCGCAUGGAACCAAGGCGUACAGAAGCGCGUCUCCAUCACAUCGUCCAUGCUCACGCAGAUCAAGGGCAUCAAAAUGAUGGGUCUAACAGACCACUUCUCCAACAUCAUCCAGAAGCUGCGCGUCUCGGAGCUGAAGCUCUCCACCAAGUUCAGAAUCCUCGUCACCAUCCUGAGUGUAAUCGCCGGCAUCGCCCAGCAAUUCACCCCAAUCGUCAUCAUCGCCGCCGCCGUCUUCUGGACAAGAGCGGAGCAAGGCCUCACCAUCGCCGAAGCGUUCACAGCUCUGUCCAUCAUCGUGCUGGUCUCGCAACCCCUCAUCAAGCUCAUCUCGUCCAUCAUGCAGCUCAUGGGAGCCUUCGGCUGCUUCAUGCGCAUCCAAGAGUUUCUUCUCUUGGAUGAAAUUAUCGACCAGCGGCAGAUCAUCACUGGCUCUUCCAAGGCCUCUUUGGAGUCUAACCGCCCGCUGCCGAGUAUCCACAGCUCCGAUUUGCAGCCCCUGACUCCACGGGCGGCCGAGUCGACGAAGAACACCGAAAUUGAGCUUUGUUCUUUGAGGGAAACGAUUAGAACUUCCUCCGUUACCUCAGGCGAUACCAACAAGCCCGUGGUCACCAUAAGUGAUGCAACACUGGUCCUGAAAGACGGCACCGAGAUGUUGAAGAAUGUGUCCCUUGCCCUCCGACAAGCUACCAUUUCAAUGCUCGUCGGACGCGUAGGCUGCGGUAAAUCGUUGCUACUGAAAGCCAUGCUAGGAGAAACCGGCAUCUCGUCCGGCAGCAUCACGAUACACACCUCGUCCGUCGCCUUUUGCGAUCAGUCCGCCUGGCUACGUAACGUUUCCAUCAAGGACAACAUCAUAGGCCAGUCACCUUUCGAUCAAGCCUGGUUCUCCGCUGUCGUGCGAGCCUGCGCGCUCGAUGAAGACAUUGCGCUGUUUAUUGAGGCCGAGGAUACCAUUGUCGGCACCGGUGGUGUAGCACUCAGUGGUGGCCAGAAGCAGAGAGUGGCUCUGGCUCGCGCAGUCUACUCACGCAAGAAAUUACUUCUCCUUGACGACGUCUUCAGUGGCCUUGAUAAUUCAACAUGUAAGGCUGUUUUCCGGCGUCUUCUAGGUCCGGAUGGGCUUCUACAUCAAGCGGGCAUGACGGUAUUUCUCGCAACCAAUCACGUCAACUUCCUCCGCUCGGCCGACUGCAUCACCAUGAUUCAAGAUGGUACUAUCCUCCAUAACCAGAUUUCUUUCGACUCUAUCCCGCAGUCCGCAUGGGGCCAUCUCGUUGAGGAAGAGACCGAAGGAAGAAGCCCCGACGAGGACGUCGAAUCGGCUGAGAGUCUCGCCAAAGACUCAAAACCCACUAGAGUAGAUCGGCUUGUCGUCGUCGCUCCCGGAGCCACGGAGGCCGAGUUGACGAGGCAGACGGGCGACACUGAGUGCUACCGGAUGUACUUCAACUCCAUUGGGUGGCCCAUCUUGGUUGUGUUUCUCAUCCUCAACGUCAUGUUUGUUGCUUUCACAAAGAUGCCUCAAAUUUGGUUACGAAUCUGGACUGAACACGGCACGAACGACCGGCCGGCAAUGCAUUUCGGAAUCUACGUCAUGUUUGGUCUCCUCUGCAUCGUCCUCAAUGGCGUAGCACUAGGUUUCUGGAUGCUGCUCGCCAUCCCCCGAUCCGCGAAUCACCUCCACCAAACCCUUCUCAAAGCAGUUCUCGCCGCACCCCUCUACUUCUUCACAACAACAGACAGCGGCGUCACCCUCAACCGCUUCAGCCAAGACAUGGCCCUCAUAGACCACCGCCUCCCCAUCUCCGCCUGGGCCACAAUCCACAGCUUCCUCACCGUCCUCGCCGAGACCGCCAUCAUCGCCACAGGAAGCUCCUACAUCGCCGCCCUCAUCCCCCCGUCCUUCCUCGCCCUCUACCUCUUACAAAAGUACUACCUCCGCACCUCCCGCCAGCUCCGCCACAUCGACCUCGAAGCCAAGUCCCCGCUCUUCACCCACUUCUCCGAGGUCCUGGCGGGACUACCCACCAUCCGCGCUUUUGCCUGGUCGCCGGCCAUGCUCCGCGAGAACCACGCGCUGCUCGACGCCUCGCAGCGGCCGUAUUACCUCUUCUUCUGCGUUCAGCGCUGGCUCAACGUCGUGCUGGACCUUUUCAUUGCGGGUAUGGCUGUCGUUCUCGUGGCGUUUGCGCUGUAUUUCACGAAUGCUACGACCAUGGGCGCCAUUGGUCUCGCCAUGGUGAAUAUCAUCAACUUUAAUCAGACGCUGGGUGAUUUCAUCGAAAUGUGGACCAUGUUGGAGACGAGUCUUGGUGCAAUUGCGAGGUUGAAGUAUUUUGUGCGGUAUACCCCGCGCGAAGACCGCGAUGGGGAGACGAACGAGAUGCCGCCGGCAUGGCCUGGAAGUGGGAAGAUUGAGAUUGAGAACGUGACGGCUGCGUAUAGUAACGAAACUGAGCCCGUCUUGAGAAAUGUAUCCUUGACGAUAGAACCAGGCCAAAAGAUUGGCAUCUGCGGACGCUCUGGCUCCGGCAAAUCCUCCCUCCUCCUCACACUCCUCCGUCUUCUCGACCUCAAGUCCGAAGAAGGAGAAGGAGGAGGCAAAGGAGACCUCAGAAUCGCCUCUCAUUCCCUCCUAGCCCUCCCCCGCUCCGCCAUCCGCACAUCCCUCACCACACUCCCACAGGAUCCAGUCCUACUACCGGGCACCGUCCGCGAGAACCUCGACCCCGGAGGUCACACGCCCGACGUCGACCUAAUCUCCGCCUUGCGCGAGAUGAAGGUAUGGGAGCCCAUUGAAGCGCGAGCCGGCGGCGGUCUAGACACGGAAAUGUCCGCAACGGGGCUGAGUGCGGGACAGAAGCAGCUGUUUUGCCUUGCCAGAGCGGUGUUGAGGAAGCGGUCGGGGGGUAUUGUUUUGCUUGAUGAGGCGACGAGUAAUGUUGACCAUGCUACUGAUGAGGAAGUUAGGAAGGUUUUGGAUGAGGUGUUUGGGGAGGCGGGUGUUACUGUAGUUGAGGUUGCGCAUCGGUUGGAGGCUAUAGUUGGGUAUGAUGUGGUUGUCGUGAUGCAUGAGGGUCGGGUGGUGGAGGUUGGCAAGCCGAAGGAGUUGUUGGUUCAGGCAUCACGGUUUCGGAGUCUUUGGGAUAGCCGGGGGGCUUGAGAGCGGCGAGCGUGACCUUCAAGUAUAUCUUCAAUGAAGAGUACUCACUAUAGAAGCAUGAAGGUUCCAGUAUGGUCACAAAUAAUGUGAAGAUAUCGAAACACGCCG
Colletotrichum godetiae is the source of this 4756-nucleotide messenger RNA. Its product is annotated as putative ABC multidrug transporter. The transcript has 12 exons. Lineage: Eukaryota; Fungi; Ascomycota; Sordariomycetes; Glomerellales; Glomerellaceae. Gene Ontology annotation, cellular component: membrane. Gene Ontology annotation, molecular function: ABC-type transporter activity; ATP binding; ATP hydrolysis activity. The coding region runs from base 206 to 4648 and encodes 1480 amino acids. Gene Ontology annotation, biological process: transmembrane transport. The record is from RefSeq and is a predicted model, not a curated record.